AUGGUGUUUUGGCUGCUGGCGCUCCCGCCCAAGGGCGGCGCCCCCGGCCGCAGCCGCACGUGGGAGCUCCUGCAGGAGAAGACGUCCUACGGGCAGCAGCUGUCGAGCAAUUUCAAACUGGACGUCCCAGAGCUGAGGGUUGGCACCCUGGAUACGCUGCUGGCGCUCAGCGACGAUCUGGUCAAAGUGUCGGCCGCGGUCGACGCGGCGGUGGCGAAGAUCCGCCGCACCGUGACUGACAUGACGGGGCCGGGCGCGGUGGCGACGCUGAAGGCGACGGCUCUGCCGUUGCACAAAUGCGACGACUGGAAACGGUGA
Messenger RNA from Monoraphidium neglectum, 318 nucleotides. RefSeq lists its product as hypothetical. The coding region runs from base 1 to 318 and encodes 105 amino acids. Gene Ontology annotation, biological process: proton transmembrane transport. Gene Ontology annotation, molecular function: proton-transporting ATPase activity, rotational mechanism. Lineage: Eukaryota; Viridiplantae; Chlorophyta; Chlorophyceae; Sphaeropleales; Selenastraceae. The transcript is spliced from 2 exons. Gene Ontology annotation, cellular component: vacuolar proton-transporting V-type ATPase, V1 domain. The record is from RefSeq and is a predicted model, not a curated record.